Wyeomyia smithii (pitcher-plant mosquito) is the source of this 922-nucleotide messenger RNA. RefSeq lists its product as uncharacterized. NCBI's taxonomy places the organism in Eukaryota, Metazoa, Arthropoda, Insecta, Diptera, Culicidae. The transcript has a single exon. The record is from RefSeq and is a predicted model, not a curated record. The coding region runs from base 1 to 831 and encodes 276 amino acids.
AUGGGCCGCUCUACGGUAGCACAAAUAGUGCUAGAAACGUGUAAUGCUUUGUGGGAAGUUCUACAGCCUAUUUAUAUGCCUGCACCAACGGAACAAAUGUAUAGAGCUGUAGCCGAAGAAUACUGGCUAAAAUGGAAUUUUCCAAAUUGUAUUGGAGCUAUUGAUGGGAAACACAUACGAAUAAAAUGCCCAAAAGGAACUGGAUCGUUAUGCUAUAACUACAAAGGUUUCCAUUCAAUAGUUCUACAAGCAGUAGCAGAUGCCAAUGCAAAAUUUUUGGUGAUAGAAGUGGGAGGAUAUGGAAAACAGAGUGAUGGAGGAACUUUUAGUAGUUCCGAUUUGUACAAACUACUGGAAAAUGGCCAAUUGAACAUCCCUCCGGACACCCCAUUACCAGAUGAAGAGUUCAGCUUGGAUAUGCCGCACGUUUUCGUCGGAGAUGAAGCAUAUCCUUUAAUUAGAAACUUGCUCCGCCCAUAUCCCCGUUCACUACUCGAUUCGGAAAAGGAGUACUUCAAUUCACGGUUGUCCAGGGCCAGAAAGUGUGUGGAAUGUGCAUUCGGCAUUAUGACUGCAAAGUGGAGACUCCUUUGGAAACCAAUUGAGGUGGAAAUAGAAUUCGCGGAUGAGAUCGUGAAAGCUAUAUGUGUACUACAUAACGUCAUAUUAGAUCAUGAAGGACUUGAUUCCAUUCUGGACGAAAAUGUUGACAUAAAUAGAGUGCAGGGUAAAAAAAAUCAAGGUUGCGGAUCCAAUAAAAUUUGUACUAAAACUGGACGUUUCGUGCGAAACUAUUUUGAUGUUUUUGUGAACAAAAAUAAACUAAAUUAAUUUUAGAAAACAGGAUUUAUUUAGUUUUGCGUUGAAGAUUACUUUAAAUAAAACGUUAUUAAAAUUAGAAAGUACUUGAAUUUAUCGAACA